AUGUUCACCAAUGGUGUACCAUUGAUAGAUAUUGAUGAGGAAGACAAUAUCAAGUCAAAUACUUUAGUUCUUCGUAAUGAUCCUGAUUCGAAUCAAUUCUUUGAAAGAGUCGAUGCAACUCGUCAAGAUAAUGAAGAUUUGCCUAAACGCUUGAAUAAACGGGCAGACUUCACCUCAGCUCAACGUCAAUUUCAGAAUGAAAUGUUAGCAGCACAUAAUUCCUAUCGUGCUCGUCACUGUGCUCAACCUCUUCAACUUGAUGAUACACUUAGUCGUCCAGCUCAAGACUAUGCUCAAAAACUUGCUAGUACGAAUCAAUUUUCUCAUAGUGGAACUAAAGGUGUUGGUGAAAAUCUGUACAUGGCAUGGAGUUCAGCUACUAGCAAAAUAAAUGGUAAGUCAUCUUCAAAUUAUCAGAUAUAUUCAUCAUAUUUAUGGCUAUUUUAA
Rotaria sordida is the source of this 447-nucleotide messenger RNA. Lineage: Eukaryota; Metazoa; Rotifera; Eurotatoria; Philodinida; Philodinidae. The record is from the annotation of a GenBank genome assembly.